CAUAUGCAACUGGUAGUGAAUAUAAGAUCUGAAAGUUCGUAGGGAAGCUUGAAUCUUUUGAUAAGACAAUGGGAGGGAAAAGGAAGCGCUGUUCAGAAAUUUCCAACAUUGCCCACAAACUUCAGAGGCGCGAGAAUGGUAACAUUGCCCACAAACUUCAGAGGCGUGAGAUUGGUAACAGAUGGGCUUUGAGGAAUACUCAUUCUCAGAUUAAGUUCCGGAAUUUUGAGUUGCAGGUAGGGUUUGAUCUUUUCAAUUUUCAGUAUAUAAAUCACAGAUCCAUGAUUGAAGAAAUAGUUUCAGGUCAGGGUAUCAUAUUUGCUUUGGCAGAGUCAGGUGUUUGUGCUGCAUUUGAUAGACACACAAAUAAAAGGUUCUGCUACUUGAAUUUAAGUCCACAGGAAGUAAUUAGAAACAUGUUCUAUAACAAGAAAAAUGAUUCUCUCAUCACAGUAUCAUCGUAUGUUUCAGAUAGAGUCUCAAUGAAGUGCAGAACCACCCCACUUGAGUACAUUAGAAGAGCUCAACCAGAUGCUGGCUUUGAUUUGUUUGAAAAUGAGAAGAUUUGGCCUGGUUUCGUAGAGUUUGAUGAUAUCAAUGGAAAAGUUCUCACUUAUUCACUUCAAGAUCAUACUUACAAGAUAUUUGAUUUGAACAAGUAUACACUACUGUUCUCCUUAUCUGACAAUGAAAUUGAACAAAUAAAGACCACUCUUGGUAAAAUGCUCUUGAUAUCAAAAAGAUCUGCCUGUGGAAGCAUUCUUCCUCUGAAGAUCCUAUCUAUAGAGGAUGGCACUGUUUUGAAAUCUAUCAAUCAUUCAGUAUUACCUGAUAAAAAGAUGGAUUUUGUUGAGCUGUUCCAUGAGAAGGUACUCCUAAAACAAGAGAGUGAAUGUCUGCAAAUGAUUGAUGUUGAGAAUGAAAAGAUUAUUGAAGUGAGCAAAGAAGAGUUCAAGAAGCCUUCAACAGUUAUCUUCUUGUAUGGGAAACGAUUAUUCUUGUCAUUCUAUGGUGGGGAUGUUUUUGCAUGGAAUUUGCAAGGAGAGCUGGUUGCAUCUUACAGAGACCACUUGGUAAUGCAUCCUGGUUGUAACGUUCAUUUGACUAAUGAUGAAGAGAUGUUUAUUUCUUACAGGAAAGUUUGUAAGUCUGAUAAAAGAAAUGGGUCAAUAAGAAUUAACCACAGCUUGACUGGAAAAUGCUGUGCUAAGAUUGAUGUGGGUUUAUUUUGGAGUAGGCCUAAUGCAUCACCAAUCCAGAGCACCUUUCAAGACGCUCUUGAAGACAUUACUGCAUUUUUCUAUGACCAGGAAAGAAAUGAAAUUUAUACAGGUGAUACAAGAGGGUUUUUACAUGUAUGGUCAAACUGAAUGUUAAUGGGAAAGUGAUGAUUAUUUUGAAUUAUAG
Cryptomeria japonica (Japanese cedar) is the source of this 1407-nucleotide messenger RNA. RefSeq lists its product as uncharacterized. Gene Ontology annotation, molecular function: protein binding. The transcript has a single exon. The record is from RefSeq and is a predicted model, not a curated record. Lineage: Eukaryota; Viridiplantae; Streptophyta; Pinopsida; Cupressales; Cupressaceae. The coding region runs from base 69 to 1370 and encodes 433 amino acids.